Molecule: messenger RNA, 1473 nt
Organism: Pistacia vera
Lineage: Eukaryota; Viridiplantae; Streptophyta; Magnoliopsida; Sapindales; Anacardiaceae
Product: major strawberry allergen Fra a 1-3-like
Exons: 4
Coding region: 212-712 (166 amino acids)
Biological process (GO): defense response; abscisic acid-activated signaling pathway
Cellular component (GO): cytoplasm; nucleus
Molecular function (GO): protein phosphatase inhibitor activity; abscisic acid binding; signaling receptor activity
Source: RefSeq, a predicted model, not a curated record
AAAUUUAAUACAAGAGAAGUCCAGCAGCCACAAAAAAGUCCUUGAAAAGUCUGUGUUUCCUGUAGUUGCAUUGUAACUCUAGUCUUUGUAAUCAUGCUUAAGGAAAUUUGUUACCAAACCCACCAUUUAUAAAUACUUCAGAGUAAUCCUUAACACUACAAAAGAAUCUUGUGUGAUCUCCUCUUCUCUUUACUUCAAUCUACAAACAAUCAUGGGAGUUAGUACUUUUACACAAGAGUACAAGUGUCCAAUUGCACCGCCGCGCAUGUUUAAGGCCUUGGUUGUGGAUUCCAACAAUUUGUUUCCAAAACUCUUUCCCCAAUUCAUCAAAAGCGUCAAUGUAAUUCAAGGUGAUGGUGGAGCAGCUGGAAGCAUUGAGCAAGUCAACUUUACUGAAGGUAACUUUGCAGGCACUCAAUUUAAAUAUGUGAAGCAUCGAAUUGAUGAAAUCGAUGAAAAGAAUUUGGUGUGCAAGUACACCAUGAUUGAAGGAGAUGCAUUAGGAGACAAGCUUGAGUCUAUUGUUUAUGAGGUCAAAUAUGAGGCAGAUAGUGAUGGUGGUGGUUGCAUUUGUAAGAUGACAAGCCAUUACCACAUGGUGGGGGAAUUUGAGAUCAGAAAAGAAGAAAUUGAGGCUGGCAAUGACAAAGUUGCAGGAAUAUACAAGAUUGUGGAAAACUACCUCUUGGACAAUCCUCAAGUUUACGCAUAGAUUCAUGUAUGCCAAUGAAUUCCCGCUUGUAUCAGUGAAAAUAAAGGAAUUUAAGAAACAAAGUAGGACAGCGAUCAGAACCUAGCAAUGUCUUUGUCAAGGAAGGAAUGGCAGAUUGAGGCACAUUGGUAAGCUGAUGAAAAGAGUUAUGAUGCUGCUGUGAAACUCCAAUAUAAGUAUUUGAAAUUCCUAAAGAGUCAUAAGUGUACUGAGACCAUUGUGGAAUGGCAUUGGAAGGAGGAACAGGAACUCCUUGAUGAGAAGUAUUGGAGAACUUUGCUGGCACAAAACUGGCCGCUAACAAUGCUUGAGCAGGUUCAUUUGGCUGAGCCUGGAACGAAUUUCAAGGAGGCAUUGAAGGUGUGUGUACUGGAGAGUGAAACCCCUUAUAACCAUAGUCAAAUCUAUGGUAGAGUUGCAGAGCGGAGUGGAGUGCUUUACCACACACUUGACAUAUCCGUUUUGGCCUAAAAUAUCCUCUUCUUCUACCUUCCUAUACAUAAGCAUUGGGUUUCGCUAGAAGGUAUGCAUCAACUGCCUUAGCCAUUGACAAGACCCUUGUUUUUUUGAAGAUAUGUAUCAAAAGUGUUGUCAAAAAGAAGAUGAAGACUUGAUCAAUCAGUUUUGUAUGGUUAAAGAAGUUACACCGAUGAAAACUGAUGUUUAGUUAUGUGAUGUUGUCAUGUUAAGUUAUAUCUUAACCGUCAAGAUAGUUUUGUGAUGUUAUCCCUUUAAAAAUCUAUAUAAAGUGAUUGAGUGUA